AAAUGUCACAGAACAUCAAGAGCUCACCGACUCAAUCUACACCAAAAAGACCAUCCUCGUAAGCUCUGGGCGACGAGCAUGUAUAAAGCAUGAGGUCCAUCCAUAGAUUCAAACCCAUCACAACAGCUGUAGCAUUUUCAACACAUCGCACUCUGACCUCCAGCUACCAAGUUUCAACAUGCAGUUUAAGGCUUCCAUUCUGAUUUUCUUGGCCUCGAUGGCUCCCGCUUUUGCGGCCCCCGUCGAAGCGGCAGCAGCCUCAGGACCCGGACUGUUCCUGUGCCAGAACACGCACUUCAACGACCGGCCCAACUUCUGCAAGAAGUACAGCAGCCCCUGGGGCCAGUGUACUACCACGACCGAUAUCUUCCCCGGCGGUGACCGCGGCGUGUCGUCUGCAGGCCCUGAUCCAGGGAAUUGGUGCACUUUAUACGAGAACGAGGGUUGCACUGGACCCGAGCUGCAGGUGUACUAUCCUGGUUACUUUGACUUGGCUCAGGUUGGCUGGAAUGACCGCGCGAAGAGCUUCAAUUGCGCUGCUAUCUGAGACAUGCUGGACCUCAACAGGAGUGCAGCUUUGGGCACGGGAGGAAGCGUGGUGUUUUGGACGAGGACGAGAUUGAGAAAUUGGCUCUUUGGUUUGUUACUUACUUGGCAUCACUGUUCCAGUACCUAGCAACGAUAAUCACUUACCGAC
Messenger RNA from Didymella exigua CBS 183.55, 697 nucleotides. RefSeq lists its product as uncharacterized. Bases 179 to 547 code for a protein of 122 amino acids. The transcript has 3 exons. NCBI's taxonomy places the organism in Eukaryota, Fungi, Ascomycota, Dothideomycetes, Pleosporales, Didymellaceae. The record is from RefSeq and is a predicted model, not a curated record.